UCGCCUUCCCAACGUCCCUCUAGUCUUCGUGCCCGAGAUCAGCUAGAGACUCUUAUUGCGAGACACGGUCACCCCACCAGAGUUUCGUUGUCAUCCCUCGAAGAAUUAACGGCCACCUCGUCGACUUAUAGUCCGCCGUCCCCCCAGUCGCCCGUCUCCGAGACCACAGACUAUUUCGCAAGUCUCAAUCUCCACCACUCUGCUUCUCGUCCUAUACCUAUACCAAAGCCUUCCCAUAUCACACACGAUCACGACUUCCCCGUGACCCCGUUGACCGGACGCUUUGACAAGGGCUACUACUUUGCCCACCGUGAGCACAUCGAGAGAAGCCGUGAUAAGCCAACCCAUCGAAGACCAUCCCGUCCAGAGCAUCGUUCACACUUCUCUGAACCGUCCAGAAUGCGCUCUGAUAGCUCGACAUUGUACGCGCCGGUCGCUACUCCUGCCAUGUCGUCAGCUGGUCGCCCUCUUUCCCCCCAGCCAUCGCGCUCCAGGGGCGGAAACUCAUCCAAGCCAGCCCCAGCCUUUCAUCUGGGAAGCCUACCACGGUUCCAUCCAGCCGUCUAUCAGUCCCCUGGGACCUCCCAGACCCUGUCUGCGCAGCCUCCAUCACCUCGACAACCUCGACAGCAUGGAUACCGUGCGUCAGCCAGCUCUCGCGACUCUAUGUGGCGGGAUCUGGCGGAUGGGAACAUUCUUGUUAAAGCCCCCUCACGCCCACUUUCACCCAGUCCAUCUGCACCACGUCUCGACCCGCUGAACAGCCCUGGGCCCGUUACGCCUCUGGCACUCGAGGAUGCAGGUGGCUAUCUGGGCUCGGGCACAACCUCCGACCUUACUGCCUGCGAGAGCCACUACUCGGGCCCGGCGCCUGAUGCAGUGGACAAACUCAUCGCCCGCGAGGCCGACCGGGCCCGUCAGAAGGCUAGAAAAGGGCUGAAGGGGUAG
This is a messenger RNA of Aspergillus uvarum CBS 121591, 948 nucleotides long. RefSeq lists its product as uncharacterized. The annotation marks the transcript as partial. The transcript has a single exon. The record is from RefSeq and is a predicted model, not a curated record. NCBI's taxonomy places the organism in Eukaryota, Fungi, Ascomycota, Eurotiomycetes, Eurotiales, Aspergillaceae.